Limulus polyphemus (Atlantic horseshoe crab) is the source of this 1593-nucleotide messenger RNA. RefSeq names its product ras-related and estrogen-regulated growth inhibitor-like protein. The coding region runs from base 67 to 711 and encodes 214 amino acids. The record is from RefSeq and is a predicted model, not a curated record. The transcript has 4 exons. Lineage: Eukaryota; Metazoa; Arthropoda; Merostomata; Xiphosura; Limulidae. Gene Ontology annotation, molecular function: GTPase activity; GTP binding.
GCAAUGAACUUUCUAAAAAAGUCUCUAUUAAUCGCCUGAAAGCAGAAAGAAAACUAAAUGUAAAAGAUGACGAACUACGAUAGAUUGAAAGUUGUAAUCCUUGGAAACUCCAGAGUUGGAAAAUCAGCUGUGACUGUUCGCUACCUAACCAAAAGAUAUAUUGGAGAAUACAGUUCUUUCAAAGAUUAUUUGUAUCAACACAGCGUUACUUUUGAUAAUGUCACAACUGAAGUGAAGAUCCUAGACACGUCAGCCUGUAAGACAACAGCUUGUCUUCACGACCAUAUUGCUUGGGCCGAUGCCUUUGUCGUUGUAUAUAGCAUUUGUGAGAGAGACAGCUUUCAGCAAGCACGCAUUUUGAUAGAAACAAUAAGUGCCAUCAAAGGCCUACGAUAUGCGCCUGUCAUCUUGCUGGGUAACAAGAGGGAUCUGGAGCAUGCACGGCAAGUUGGUGUAGAUGACGGCCACGAGAUGUCCCUACAGUUCCAGUGCCAAUUCUACGAAGUUUCAGCAGCAGAGAAUUACGUUGGAGUUAGUUUGGCUUUUCAAAGUCUCAUCCGAGAAGCGAGAGCCAUGCAAGCACUGAAAACACUACCAAUCAGACGAAAAGUGGGAGCUGCCAUGACAGUUUCGAAGAUGAUCGGUAUGGUUUUUGGAAAAAGCGGAAAAUCCUUACGAAAUGGGAAGAAGCGACCAUCUUUAUCUAUAUGAUCGUUUCGAUCAUUCGUUUCAGAUCAAUCGCAUUUGGAAAUCCAUUAUUAGCAUGCCUUAGAUCUCUACUCAAAUAAAGGUAGAAAAUAAAAAGACUUCAGCAAAUCAACGACCAACAGAAAUAAGGAAGUAAAUGCUAAACUUCGAUAGCUAUUAGUCAUUUGUUAUAUUCAUUCUAUUUGAAAUUCAAUGACUUUAGUAUGUCUACACAAUUAAGAAAAAGUAUAUAUUUUUGUUAUCUUUGACAAAUAUAAAAUAUCAACAAAUAGCGUAUAUUUUUAUAAAAUUAUUCAUAUUAUACCAUAAAAAGGGUAUAUAUUACCCUGUUUAUAUUUGCGUUUAUAAUUGAUGUGAAAACUGGUGUUAAUUUUUUAUAACAUCGCACUUGGCAACGUGUAUACAUGAACUACAGUAGCUCGAAAGCAAUCCAGUUUUGAGAGACAAAUAUUUCAUUGAUUUUUCCAGUAUUACAAUGAAUUUGCGGUGUUUAAUAUGGACUACAAACUAUCUGUGUUUACAAUUCUGUUGUUAGUUGAAGGAACACUAUACUUCGUAGUCUCUGAUUGUUCAGAGCCAAAAAAAAAACCGUGCUUUGGUUAAAUAACUAUUUUAUUGCGUUUAUAUCACGACGUAACUCAGUGAAAUAAUUUAUUUCACCCCAGUUUCUGUUUUUCCAUUCUUCAGAGAUUUUCAACAGCCAAUUGCAUGUUCAAUGACUGCUUUAUCUAACCUUUUUUUGUAUAUUUGGUUACUGCUACCACGAUGAGGCAGUGUUAACAAAACUAAACAAGGAAGAUGUAGAGUUUAAUGUUUACAUGAUAUAUGUAUAUAUCUGUAUAAUUGUAUUAUAUAUUACAAUGGGAGGUGCAUUAUAAACAAGGA